AUGAUGCUUGUUUCAUCGUCAACAAUAACUAUCAAUAGUUUCUAUUAUAUUUUAAUCAUACUAUUUAUUCCAUCGACUUGUAGCUACGUUUUACAAUCGGAUGAUUUAAAAACUAGUAUUACUGAUCAACAAUACGGAUUAAAUAUUCCAUUAUAUUAUGAUCGUUUUCUUCGUACAACUAAGUUUCCACGUAUUGGUCGUUCGUCAUCUGGCACUGAAGAAAUUUCUUCUAGUGACUACCAAAAUAUGAAUGUUGAAGAAAAUGAAAGCAGCAACAAUGAUAAUGAUUCCAGAUGGUUCGAACAACGUAGUGUCUUUUUUCCACGAAUUGGUAAACGUGCAAACAACCAUGUACUGUGGGGUAAUACUUUAUCCAGUCCAUACCGAAUGUUAGAUGGACAUGGUCGAUAUCAUAUCAAUGGCUAUGAUUAUCAUAUUCGUCAAAAUCAACCUGGAUCAAUGACAAACUAUGAAGGGAAAUGA
This is a messenger RNA of Rotaria socialis, 483 nucleotides long. The record is from the annotation of a GenBank genome assembly. NCBI's taxonomy places the organism in Eukaryota, Metazoa, Rotifera, Eurotatoria, Philodinida, Philodinidae.